Camelina sativa (false flax) is the source of this 460-nucleotide messenger RNA. The record is from RefSeq and is a predicted model, not a curated record. Lineage: Eukaryota; Viridiplantae; Streptophyta; Magnoliopsida; Brassicales; Brassicaceae.
CCAAAAGAAACAUUUCCUCUUCGUUCGGCAAAUUUGCUCUCAACAUUUUCUUUAUUAUUCUCUUUGAGUGUCUCCACUUCACAACAUGGCUUUGAAGACGGUAUUUGUUACUUCUAUGCUUCUCCUUGCCAUCUAUUCGCAAACGACGCUAGGGCACGAAGUGAAGUGCGAGAAUCUGGAUGAAGACACGUGCGCCUUCGCAGUCUCGUCGACAGGAAAGCGCUGCGUUUUGGAGAAGAGCGUGAGGAGGAGUGGGAUCGAGGUGUACUCGUGUCGAUCAUCCGGGAUAGAAUCGGACAAGGUCACAAACAUAAUUGAAUCAAACGAGUGCAUUGAAGCGUGUGGUCUAGACCGCAAAUCUUUGGGUAUAUCUUCGGACGCAUUGUUGGAAUCUCGGUUUACACAGAAGCUCUUUGAUACCGUAGUAAUUGUUUGUACCGGGGAUUGCAUUAAACCGUAG